This is a messenger RNA of Fusarium proliferatum ET1, 3108 nucleotides long. RefSeq lists its product as uncharacterized. The transcript is spliced from 3 exons. The record is from RefSeq and is a predicted model, not a curated record. The coding region runs from base 1 to 3108 and encodes 1035 amino acids. NCBI's taxonomy places the organism in Eukaryota, Fungi, Ascomycota, Sordariomycetes, Hypocreales, Nectriaceae.
AUGACGACGCCAAACCGGCCUCCCGGUCCUUCAGACUCGUCUGGUCCAGGAAGAGGAGGAUCUUCUGACCGCCAGAGAGACUCCGCAAACCGUCCCUCAGCUGGGCGCGGCAGUGCUCCCAACCCCAACCAGCCACCCAAUCCUCAAUCUUUUCCUCAGAGGCCUGGCCGCCCAGCCACGACGUUUUCCGGACAAGGUACCCCAAGUAUCCGGAGCUAUUUUGCUCCCAUUGCCGGACCGCCACCUACCGCGAGAGGAUAUCAACAAGGACCUCCGCCGCCUCCGGGAAGAGGUAGCCCUUCUGUACCUCCGCCGCCUCCGGGAAGAGGAAGCCCCUCUGGACCGCCCAGAACAACACAAGGAGGCCCCGCCAGCUUUCAUUCUGGUUCACCAUCAACCCCGGGUUACCUCUCAGGCAUUCGCCCACGUGCCCCUACCAUUGGUCCUCCAGGCCAGUCAACUCCUCAGAGUCCAUCCGAACACUUUACUGGACUAAGAACCAGUUCUUCUGGCCCUCUCCCUGGGUCUCCCCUAUCUGGUGCACAAUCACAACCUGCUCGUCCACGGGCCCCAACUAUCGGCUCUGUAGGUGGUCCAAGUCCGAGUCUUGGGAGAAGUCCACCAGGGCAGUUUACUGGAUUGAGAACCAGCUCUUCUGGGGCCCUUCCUGCUUCUCCCUUGUCGCGACCGGCGCAGUUCGCAUCAGCAAGUCCAAGCACCCCUGCUAGACCUCUACCCGGAUCUCCCUCCCUCGGUAGAGGCACUCCUGGAUCGGGAAGUCCUUCUAACCGACCUCUGAGUGGCUCUCCAGCAUCUGGAGGCGGAAUCCCGUCUCGACCUCGUGCUACUACAACAUCGAGCUCGCACGGAACACCCUCCAAGCCACCAAAGCUUCUAUACAAGACUUUCCGGGUGACCAAAGAGCUUACUGCAUCAGAUAUUGAGUUUCUCAGAACCCGCGGUGGUGUCCAAGGAUUCAUUCCGCUGAAGAUUGGAGACUUUGGGGUCAUUCCGAAUAUCACAAAGAAUUUCAUCGGUGAAGAGCUGGCCCACUAUCCUCAGGUUCAGCUUCUCCAAGAUGGACCCAACGGGCCCAAGCCGCGCAAGGACACACCUUUUCCAAAUGGAGUUUGCCUAGUUCCCUCAUCCAUCAUUGAGAUUGGAGUUCUUGUUAAAGAAGAGGUGAACCUGGUCGAUGCUGCAAACCUGGCGAACCCAUCUCUGAAACUGCAACUCCAGCAAAACGCCUCACCUUUGCAGAGAUUUUUCGAGAGCUUCGUGAAUUCCAUGGCCGACCUAGACAUCCAGAAGCAACUCAAGUUGUACGGUGUUCCCGAGGGAGUUGUCGACAUUAUGGGCGAGGCGGACAAGCGCGGCACUUUUGUCAAGGAGCUCUUGAUUGGUAUGGAUCACUGUGGAACACUGCCUAUGUUCGAAAAUGGCUUGCCUAAGCUUGAGGAGAUCUGGUCCAAGUGCAUAUACAUCGACUCUGCUGCUUCGAACGCUCAGUUUAACAAAGCUGGCACGUAUUACUACUUGUUGCUGUACUACGAUGAGAACAAUGAAAUGAACAUUGCGUGCUAUAUCGGGAGAACCUUCAAUCUUUGGCGCCGGUAUAGGCAACACUCUGAUGGCCUAUCAAAACGCCAUUCAACACUUCACUAUCAUAUGGCUCGGAAACGGUUAGAACAAGGCGCAAGCUAUCGCCUCUUUCCUAUUGCAUAUAUUUCGAAUACACUACCGAACUCAAGAUUGUUCAGGUCGUGGGCUGAGACCAUCUUAGUCGUUCUUUUUGAGACCUUCAAUCCCUUGAUGUUACAUAAGUCCGGGUCAUUGGAACUUCUUGCUGGUGAUAUCCCUCCAUGGGGUAGGUCACCCGAGCGGGAUUCUCUCCUGCAAACGUCGGGUACACCUCUCGCAAAUCUGCUUCAGGAUGUAGCAAGCGGUAUCAAGAGCUCUAACGCUCCUUUGAGAAGACUCCGUCUUCCGGACCCUGCCAUUGGCUUAAAUUGGUCUGUGCCUUUAGCCGAAGGCAUCAUUCACGAUACAAAUCUAUUUGUUCGAACUACAACUUCAGGGGAUGUUAGUACUGGAAUGCCAGCUAUGUGGACGUUCCGGACCCAUCCCCGGCGAGUAAUGGUAGAUAAGCGCAUUGCGGUACUCGGAGGUCUUGGAAACAACACACAACCGCCGAAGUUUCGGCCACAUAUCCCCUUUGAGGGAACUAAUCUCAGACCUGGAUCUCUUGUCAAUGUUGUAAUGGAGAUCACCGUUGAUCCAACUUCUCGACACCCAUUUCCUUAUAUACAGCUACCAAAGCCUGGGCCCUUCGACUGCUGGGAGGAAGCUUUCCGGUUGGGUAUACGAAUUGAAUUCGAAGAAGAUGGUGUAUGGAAAACCCGUUACAUCAAACAGGAGCACUUCAUGGCCUUUACUGCAAGGGUUAAAUCGAUGAAGGCGCGAGAAUUCGGUGAGGAGAUUGACCUCCUCGAGCUGAGCUGGCUCCAUUCUAUCAAGACCAUCGGAGCUUUGCUAAACUGGCGGUGGCAGCAAGACGAGGAUAUCCUGGUUCAGAGAGUCUGGGUUCCUUAUCGUUGCCGACUUCGUGCAAUCGAAUUCGACUUCUUCAAGCAACAGCUCGUUGUGGCUGACGUGCCAUAUGUGUCAAAGCCGCGCCCUAAGAUAUUGACACUGGAUGAGACAGCUGACCUGAUUGAACAAGUAUUUGGUGAGGAUGUUCAUAUUGGCAGCCUUCCAGACCAGGCCUUAAUUGUAACUCCGGGAGCUGGAACACGGCAAAAAUGUGAUCUUUGCUGGGUGGCAGAUCGCAAUGUACGCAUGGCCAAAAGUUGCGUGGCCCAAAGGCGGGUAGUCAAAAACAUUGAUGGCAUUGAUCUGUUCCAAUGUCCGUUUUCAGCUGCGCUGGGGUGGUAUUGCACAUUCACGGAGAACGUUGAGACUCGGGAAGAUUUACGCGACAUGUUGUACCGUCGACCGAUCAAUUAUGAGGUGGAAACCAUUGCACCUCCACCCAAUGUGUUCCAAUACCUCGAAAUUCGGGAGAAGUUGAACGAAGAGGCGAUUCCUGAGGGCGAUGGUGAGGCUUAG